AUGGCCUCCGCUCGGGUAGCCAGCGCCAGCAGCACCAGCAGCACCACCAACCCGCACGCCAGCGCUAGCUUCAAUGGCGUCGCCGGCGUGACCGCGCCGUUGCACAACAGGAGAACCUCGCUGUCGUCCUUCCCCCACUCGUCGCGCUCCACUUCGCAAAUGUCGCAAAUGUCGCGCCCCUCGCGCUCACCCCAGCCGCCACCGACCGCCGUCAUGUCGGACCAGACGGACCGCACCUCCAACCCGAGCUCCAAGAGCAAGUCGCCCUCCACCGGCACCGGCGUCUCCUCCCAGCAUUCGUCCCUGUCCGCCGCCGACGCACCCCGCCGCUACAACCCCGACGCCCACCCCUCCCGCAAGCUGCGCCCCCAGUACCCGCGCGGCGCCACCGACAGCCAUGUCGAGUACAUCCUGGUCGCCGAGUUCGACAUCGACCGCGGCUCCGUCAUGGAGCACCAGUACCCCGUCGCCAUCACCGGCGACGAGAAUAUGCUGGCUGAGCUGAUGCUGCCCGACGGCGCCCACUGCCGCAACCAGGACUGGACCAUCUUCUUCCUGCACAAGGACCAGACGGAGGAGGAGGAGGACCAGGAGCGCCAGGCCGUCGAGGCCCGCAAGCAGCGGCGACAAAGACGCCGCGACAGGGCCGCUGGCCUCCCUGUCGCUGAGGGCGACGACCCCGAGGAAGACGGCGCAGAUCAGAACGACUGGGACGACGACGCCUCGACAGAUAGCGAAGCCGACUGCGACGAGGGACCGCCCCUUAUAUACGUGCUGAAUCUCGUCUACACAAAGCUGGACUCUAGCGUCAAGCGCGGCUCCAUCGUCAAGGCAAUGGCGAUAUGCACCAGACAUCCAUUUCUACAUAUAUACAAGCCCCUUUUACUGCUAGCGCUCGAGGAAUACUUUAAGGCCCCUGUUCCCGAGACAAUAGCUAUGCUGUACGAUGCAGUCAACGCUAUGGAUCUGUCCCUCAUGCCCAAGUUGAGUCUCUUGGAAAGACAUCUGCUACAGGCAAGCGACAACAAGGAUCUGUUUGUGGAAAAGUUUGAAGAGAUGAUCCGGAUGAGGAUAGCCGAGGACGAGGACGAGAAGGCGGACCACCCGGCAGAUGGCAGCACGAAGCGCCUAGGCAUCUCUAGAGCAGGGACCAAGGCGCACUUCGAGGGCCAGUCGACGUACUCGGUACCGCGCGACACGCACGAGUUUGAGAGCAAGGUGGUCUACAAGGGCAUCCCGAUCCCCAUCAAGGUGCCCGUGGCCGUCAUGCCCGAGACGGUGGGCGACUUCUCGCUCAUCAAGCUGAUCCAGAACUUCUCGGAACCACACGUCAAGAGCCCCCAGCCCUUCCGCGCCCACCCACACUUGACUACCAACGGGCCCAACACUCACCCCAUCAUUGUGCUCGUCAAUGCCUUGCUGACCCAGAAGCGCGUCGUCUUCAUCGGGCACAAAAUGCCCUCGGGUGAGGUCGCAGAGGCCGUGCUGGCCGCUUGCGCCCUCGCCUCGGGCGGGAUCCUGCGCAGCUUCACCCGCUUCGCCUUCCCCUACACGGACCUGUCCAAGAUCGACGACCUCCUCAACGUCCCCGGCUUCAUCGCGGGCGUGACGAACCCGACCUUCGAACUGCACCCGGAGUGGUGGGACGUGUUGUGCGAUCUGCCCACAGGCCGCGUCAAGAUCAGUAGCCGCAUCGAGGACGCGCCCGUGACGGAGGGGCUUGUCUACUUCCGGCAGCAGAACCCCAGCUACGCACAGUUCGUCCCCAGCUCCGGUGGCGGCCCGGCGGGUGCCGCAGCCAACGCUGACCUGACGGGCGACAACGCCUUUAUGGCCGACAUCAUGCGUAGUAUCACGGCGCGGGCAGGCGAGCGCGUCGUUCGCGCAAAGUGGCGGGACUGGGUGCUCAAGUUCACGCGCGUCGCCGCCUCCUUCGAGGAGAGCGUCUACGGCGCCAGCGCCCUGUACCUCGGCAACGCCGACGCCGAGGGCGCUGCUGGCGACGGCAACGGCGUCCCGCUGCAGCCACCCGUGGGUGGUCAUGGAUACGUCUGGGCUGACGAGAACGCCAAGCUACGCGAGCUAGCGGGCAAUUUGACGAGGAUAGAGGGGUGGAGAAACACAAGGAGCUACUACAACUUUAUUCAUGACGCCGCGCAAAUGUACGCCGUCAAGCCGCUCAAGGGCUUGGACCUGCACCACAUGCACGACCGGCUCCGUACGCAGCGCCUCACGCCAGCGCAGAGCCGCGAGGUCUAUAUGGCCUUCUCACGACACGUGCACUCGUACGACGAGAUCAGCCUCCUGCUCACGGUGGCGCCCGAGUCGCACGCCGGACUCUUCUACCUGGCACUGGGUCUGUUCCACAAGGACCGCGACGUGCGCCUCCGAACCGCCGACCUGCUGGACCGCAUCAGCGAGCACGAGGCCGGCCGCCACUGGUGGAGGGGCCUGACACGCUUCGAGCGCCUCGCCUACACGCGCAUCCGCCGCGAAGCCGAGCUCGAGAUGCGCGCCAAGCUCGAGAAGGAAGGCUUUGCCGCGCCUGUCGUCGUUGAGAAGCGGAUCAGCUGA
This is a messenger RNA of Gaeumannomyces tritici R3-111a-1, 2574 nucleotides long. RefSeq lists its product as hypothetical. Gene Ontology annotation, biological process: actin cortical patch localization. Gene Ontology annotation, cellular component: plasma membrane. NCBI's taxonomy places the organism in Eukaryota, Fungi, Ascomycota, Sordariomycetes, Magnaporthales, Magnaporthaceae. The transcript has 3 exons. The coding region runs from base 1 to 2574 and encodes 857 amino acids. The record is from RefSeq and is a predicted model, not a curated record.